GGCCAACACCACUUGUCCCUUGUCGGAAUAGGGAUGAACAACAGCUACCCUCUCCUUGGGGGGUAGGGUAGGGUUUCUUUCCGUUUUCUUCCCACAACUCCCACUGCCCCACCUUCGCCACCUCGCUCUCUUCUCUAGGGCUCAUAAUCCCCCUCCCUCCUCUCACCCACCACCUCCACCUCCACCUCCACCCCUUCCCUCCUUCCUCCCUCCACUUCCAAAAGAUCCAUUUUGUUCCUCCCCCCACUCCCUUCCCAACCCAACCAAAAUAGAGCCUUCUAGAGACCCAUAAAACACCAUGAAACAUUGAAUGCACCCUUAAAGCCUCCUUUUCCUCGUCCAUAUAAAUUAAUACAGAUCUCUACCCCCUUAGAUCUCAUCGGCUUCUCUUCAAGAGCAUACUACCAGCAGCGAAACGUCGGUCAAUGGCGAAGACGAAACCGGGGAAGAAGGAUUUGGAUUCCUACACCAUCAGAGGCACCAACAAGGUCGUCCGAGCGGGGGACUGCGUGCUGAUGCGGCCCUCGGACUCCGAUAAGCCGCCGUAUGUGGCGAGAGUGGAGAAGAUCGAGGCGGACCACCGUGGGAAUGUCCGCGUCCGGGUCCGGUGGUAUUACCGGCCGGAGGAGUCGAUCGGCGGGCGGCGCCAGUUCCAUGGGGCCAAGGAGCUCUUCCUCUCCGAUCACUAUGACGUGCAGAGCGCCCACACCAUCGAGGGCAAGUGUGUCGUCCACUCCUUUAAGAAUUAUACCAAGCUCGAGAACGUCGGUACCGAGGAUUACUUCUGCCGCUUCGAGUACAACGCUGCCACUGGGGGGUUCACUCCCGACCGGGUCGCCGUGUACUGCAAGUGUGAGAUGCCGUAUAACCCGGAUGACCUCAUGGUCCAGUGUGAGGGUUGCAAGGACUGUUAUGGCAGUUAUUUUUCUUUGUUGAAGCUGAUGAAACAACAGCGGGGAUGAUAUGCAUCAAAUCUUGGAUUUGGUGUUCUAUUUUUGGAGGUUGAGGGGGAUUUUUAUUUUAUUUUUGUUUGUCUUUUAACUUCCGUGGUGAUUUUAAUUUGUGUGACCAAGAGUUUGGGCAAUGUUAACUGGAUUAUAUUGACAGUUCGUGGUUUCUAAUAUAAGCAUCUAUAUUGAGAUGUCCAUUUCUGUCAAACGUAUCGUUGAUUUACUAAGAAUAUGUUUUAAUUCAGGGGCAAUUUUUAAUUUCCCUGUGCUUAAUAUAACAUGUCUUUAUUGCAGCGUUCAGUGUUUAAGGAUAGAAAGCAUUGGUGGUGUUGCUAAAAGGAUUGGAGUUAAUUAUGAGAGUAGUUCCACUAGAUUUUAAGCUAACUUCUUCUCUUUCAGUGCCUCAUUACUGUUAGUUCAAUUUAGGAAAAGGAUCUUCAUGGCAUGGCGAUGAGCUGCCGACAGAACGUCUACUCCUGUGUAGCUGCAAGUAGUAGGAAUGAAGCAAUACCUGAGUUUGCUCUUAGCAUGUAUAUAUUACCAUGCGUUGCCCUUUUUUUUGUGUGUGUUUCUAACACUUUAACUUUCUUUCUUCCGUUACCCUUGUCUAAUCAUAGAUAUUAGCAUUUCAUUUUAGGCUUCAUUUGAAUAAGCAAUUUUGGGAGAAGGAAGAUCUGAGUUGUGCUGUAUGAAACAAGAUCCGUUGUUUUUGGUGACAGAAAACUUUGAUGACUGAUACUGCAUUGUGGGUUGUGGAGUACUGAAUUAACAAGGUUUAUUAGAAUAUGGUAUUUAAGUCUGAUUCUGUCAUAAGGAAACAAUAUUUUGGGUCUGUUUGGACAUGUUGUAGCUUUAGGCCAAAAAGAAAUUUUUAGUAAAAACUGCAUUUUGAUGUCAAAAGUUGCUUUGGGACGAAGAAGUUUUUGGUUUGGCUGUCAAUAUCCUAAAACUAUUCUGAAGUUGUGGAAAUAAUUUGCUGUAUGUUUGGUUAAUAGACCCAAAAGCUACUUUUGAACGACAAAAUGAUUAAAAAGGACAAAUAUAUAAAGUGAUUUUAAAAUUUUUUGGAUACAAAAUUUGUUAUUUUAUUUUUUUCUUAUUUUUUUUGUAUGUUUUUUAAGUUAUCCACCGACUUUCUUAUUUCUUUAGAAAUUAUCUUCGUGUCAUUAAGCGGAGGUGGAAAUGAGAGGAGAGUAAUUAAAAAAGGGGUUCACAAGGAGUCGGCAAAAAGGAUGUAGAUGAGAGGAGAUUAAUACGAAGAAAGAAAAAGUGGUGAGUAGUGAUAGACAAGAGAGUUGGAUAACAAAAGGGAGAGAUGAGAGGUGAUUAAUAAUCUUGAAAGUCGGAAACAGGGAUGUAGAUGAGAGGAGAUUAAUUGAAGAUGUGGAUGGAGAUGAGAUGUGAUUAAUCUGAAGAAAGAAAAAGUCCUGAUAGAAAAGAAAAUCGGACAAAAGGGGAGAUGGAGAUGAGAGGAGAUUAAUAAUCCUGCAAGGAAUGUAGAUGAAGAUGAGAGGAGAUUAAUCAGGCAUGGAGAUGAGUUGAAAUUAAUCUGAAGAAAGAAAAAGUGCUGACAGACAAGGAAGUGAGAAAAAUAGAUGUAUGAGGGGUAUUGAGAGGGUAACAUGUAAUUUUUCAUAAAAAAAUAAUUUUCUGCAAAUACAAUAUUUAGCUUGCGGUACUAUGUCUACAAAAAGUAGGAGGUCAGCUUUAUGUAAACCAUGUUUUGAGAAAUCUUAAACGCAAUUCAGAAUUACUUUUAAGUUGUUGUCAAACAUUCAAAGUUCUGCUUUUAAAUCCAAAAUCACUUUUGACGAUUACAAAUGCACCCCCAAACAUGCACUUUGUGUAGUAAAGGAUUGUGGGCUUGGCUACUGUUUUUAUAUGAGUAGUUUUGUACCUUUUGGCUUUUAGUUUGGCAGGCUAUGCUUCAUUUGUUUUGUUUUCCCUGUAGUUAUGAGUGUUUGGAUAAAUAGUUAACCUUUGUAGUUAGACAUCUCAAGCAAGAACACACUUGAAGGGAAAAAGUUUAGCCUCUAACCAUGUAGAAAUGAAAUCUCUUGAGGGCUUGAGGCCAUGACAUGAUUUCAUAGUGAAGCUUCCGGCAGUAAGGUUUCUCAGGCUAACCUAAGGUUCAAGCUGUACAUGGUUUACGUACGCCUAAAUGUUGUCAGAUGAAUACCCUUAAUUAAAGCUUCAUCCCCGCAAUGAUGCGUGUUUGGGAGAUGCUGGUUGAACCUGAUGUAUGUAAUUGACAUGCAAUGCAUUUCAAGUGUAUAUUAUGGUUCUCUCGAUUUGCUUAGCAAAACUUUAUACAAAAUCAAAAAGUACCACUUUUGUAUGUUGCAAUUAGGGCCAAAGUUAAGUAUGAGAUUGUAUAUUUGGGCCCUUGUACCUAUAUUAAUUUUUAGCAUUGGAGUCACAAUAAAGACAGGAUGAUUGGGAGAAAGGAGGAAAGGAUCAUAUGACAAUUGGAUUGGUGAGUGGGAGUCCAAUAUGGCAUAUAAACAGGCCAAAAAAUUGUCGUAAGUUUUCUGCCUUAAAGAAAAUGUGCAUAGUUGCUACUGCUGGAUUUGAUUUUUUUUCCUUAGGAUUGCAUUAACUAAGCAGGUAAUUUAAUGCUUAUUUUGAAUUGGUGCAUUUGACUAAAGACAAGUGAAAUGCGCAAAAGGUUAAAAGUGAAUACCAAUAUACUUGAAAGCAACAUAGAUCUUGAGUUAAUUGGGAGGAGAGAGUUACACUGGCCCAUACUUUUGCACCCUUAAUCUGUGAGUAAAGUAGAGUUCGGUGCUUGAGAACUAGAAAUGCAUGCAUUUAAAUCUUUUAAUAUUGACUACUUAGUAUAGUUGAUAAAUGAUUUGAUUUGGUAAUUAUUAGAUGUUUGACAAUCUUGUAGGCCAAGCUUUUCUUGACUUACCAGUGUUGGAAUAAUACAAUUGGACAUGUUGUGGAUGACAUAAGUUGACUGAUUUAAUUUUGCAUCAUGUAGAAUCAGAUGAUUGGUGACAAAUUUAUGCUUGAACUUGCCUAUCCGAGCUGAUUCAUGUGUUGGUCAAGUUGGAUUGGAAACCUUGCAUUUCAUUCAGUUCUGCUUAGGACCAAAUUGUCAUAAGCUAGCUUGAAUGAUGCAAUUCAAAUGGAUCUUCCAACUGCAAACAUAUGGCAGUUGCAGUGAGAGUAGAUAGCAAAUUUAUUAGCCACUUGAGGGAACAUCAUGAUGCAGACAGCAACUUCAUGGGACAUCCUUGUUGGCUCAUCCACGCGGUCAGUGGACAUGCAUGCAUGUCGACAUACAUGUGGUAUGCAUAUAUGUCUAUACAUGAUGCCUUAGAUCUUGCAUGCAUGUCAAUGAACUGGAGAAAGGUACUUUUUUUAUCGUGGUCAAACAUACUUACCACUUCCAUGCUUCAUGACAGCAUGAUCUCAAGACAAAUUCAAUUAUAUGAAGAAGGAAAAGGAGUGGCCUCAUCUCCCCUUACCUUUCUCCCUCACCACCCUUCUUCCUUCUUGUCAUAAUGACAAAUUGUUUUCUCUGCUCAGCGUCUUCUAUCAUUCAUGUAAUUAGCAUUAUAAAGAACCAAAAACUUAUUCUGUUGUUAUCGCAAUAUAUUUGCCCUUGUUGGGAUUCAUGAAUGUAGUUGAUGAUGUUUUUGUGGUAAAGCUCAAAUUGAUAUGUAUUUCGUGAAAUGAAUAGAAGAGUUAUUUUUUAGUUGGUUUUUGCCGGGUACAUCCAGUGGACCGGCACUUUUGUGUCUCCCAUAUAUAGUUGCUUUGAUUGGGUAACCCAUCCAUGUGUUUCACAUGAUUAACAUUGAGGUGGGACUAGUCAUUUUCUCUAUAAAUUGUACCUUCACGUGCAUUAUAUAUGCCUUAGAUAUGUGUACAAAGUACUGAUUAAGAAAGACUACUGAACAAAGAGCCAUGUAAUUCAAUAGUUGGAAAUUUCUUGGACAUUAAUGGACAAGAAAAAGAACUGCAAAUCACUAACCUCAUCUACAGACUGCAUACGAAGAGCAUGGUGAGAAAUCAGAUUCUCAAAGGGUAAGGGCUAUGGUUAGUGCUUCUAUGGACAUAUGCAGCUUUGUGCUAAUGCAACUGAAUCACCUAUAAAGAGAAGAGUGAAUGACAUUAAAAUGACAAGUUCAUAUAUUUUUCCCCUAUGAUAUUCAUAUGCUGUUGAAACUUUGAGCAACUUGCAGUGCCAACUAAUGAAGUUACUAAAACCCAUGUUAUAUCCUUUUAACUUGUUACUCCGUUCAUGCAUUAAUCUUAAAAGUAAGGUUCAUUGUCUUGAUAAUGGACCCCAUACCAGUGCCAUCCUAUUACAGGAUUGGUACAUGGUAUGGUACAAGAUGGUGAGGCAUACUAAGUCUCGGUAGGUACGAGAUUGUGUACUAGUUUGGUACUGGUAUGGUACACCUUGUAUGCUACUGAUCCUACGGCAAACCUUGCAUAAAAGUUGAAUAUCCAAUGAAUUGCAUGGUUGUAGAAUGCUAUCUUUGGCUGUGUAUUGCAAAAUUUGUCAUGACCUGCCUUUUAGUGCAUCCCAAGCAUCUUAAGUAAGAGAGACGUCUAACUUUAUUCCCUAAUAUGGCUUUUGACUGUGACUUUCUGCAUCAAAUUUUCAGUCAUCUCUUUAUAGUUAUUUGGUUUGGAUGGUUGUUCAAAUAUUACAUUCAAGCAUUUAUGAGCCUAGAUACUUUUACAUUUGAUGAAACUUAUAUGUCUAAGAAAUUAUUAUUUUUGUCGUCAACAACUUUGAAGAUUGAGUUUGCCUUUUAGGCAUGGAUUCUGGACUUGCACUUCAAUUAUGUAUGACCUGAAAAUAAAUUAAAAGGGAGCGCACAUAUAUGUUCAUAUGUUAACUCUUAUUAGAGGUGCAAGACAGCUGCAGUCAAAGUUCAACUUUAACUUGCAGUCAGUUCUCAUCUAGAAAAAAGUAGGGUUUGGUUUGAUUCAGAUUGGGUCUUUGUUGAGUCUGUAUUCGUGAGUUUCUUGUUGAGUCGAAUCUGAUUAUGCUUGACCUAAACUUUAUGCAAUCUAGAAUAGAAAGAUAAGAAUCAAGUCAAACUUUAGGGUUUUGGUGGGUUUUAUUUCUAGGUCCUGCACCUGGUGCUUGUGCAUUUCUCAUGCAAAUGAGAUCCAAAUAUAAAAGGAAUAUUUUUUUUGGAGGUCAUGAAGAUUACUUGCUUUAUGUUUGGGUAGGACGGAAUUUAUAUUUAAUCUAAAAGUGGAAACAAUCAAUUUAGAAACAAUUAAAAGGGAGUGUAAGGCACUAAAUUAGUGAAAAAUUAAUAUGUUGUCUUGAUCUUGAAGUUAUUAGCUCUAAUAGUUUUAAACAUGAAUUGCUUAUCUUCUUUUACUUGAUAUUUGAUAAGAGGAUACCCCUUUGUUCUUAUGUGCAAUGUUCUAAGUACAUAUUUUAAGAUGUGUUUUACCUUUUAAUAUACCGAUUCAGUUGACACAACUACUGCACAUUUUAAUUUAUAUAGUUCAAAUCUUAGAAAUUAGUAUCACUCUUGACAUUGGUAUAACAAUGAUCCAACCUAUGAUAUAGUGCAUUAUAACCUAUUUAUCUUGUUCCAUGGUAAACGACAUCAUUGAUGUCAUAUUUAGAAUCCAACUUAAAGUCUCAUAUAAUUUUUUUAUGUAUCAUUUUCUUUACUGUGCCUUGGCGCAAUGGUAACAUCGUUCCAUUAUGACCUGGAAGUCACAUGUUUGAAAUAUAGAAAUAGCCUCUCUACACGGGUAAGGUUGUGUACAUCUGCCUUUCAUGGAUCUUACAGUGGUGGGAGCCUCAUGCACUAUGCUGCCCUUUAACCAUUUUCUUCACCAUAUUUUUGAAUUAGUUUCUGGAUCGAAUGUCAUUUAAUGUGUAUAUACUGUGGUCACCAAAACAAAAGUAGAAAGCUUAUAUGGAAGAAUACGGAGAAAAUUAUUAUAUUGUUUAUAAGACUUCUGUUUUUUCCAUGCAUGUUGAACCCUAUGAUUACUUAGUGGAUAAAGGUUUUUGGAGAGAAGAUUUGUCCCUUUUUUUAUCAACUCUGGACCUGAUUGAUCGCCCAAAUUUCCUUCUCUUUCUUAAUUCUGAAAUAAUCAUUCUCUUCAUCAUGUGAAGAGUCUUGAUUGGGAAGUGGUCAAAAGAGUUGGAUAUGGUGGGAAUGUAGUUUCAAAAGCUAGUCACAAUGAAUUUAAUGAAAAAUAUCUUUUGCACUGAUGAUUGAUUGAAUAUUAGACUACUGGAAAUUUGAUUUUGAACAACUAAUCAUUGCAUUUAAAAAAAAAAAAA
Molecule: messenger RNA, 7236 nt
Organism: Elaeis guineensis (African oil palm)
Lineage: Eukaryota; Viridiplantae; Streptophyta; Magnoliopsida; Arecales; Arecaceae
Source: RefSeq, a predicted model, not a curated record